GAUGAUACAACUUCAAGAAGUACAUCAAGAGCAGGAAGAACAACACCAACACCACCACCACCAACAACAACAACAGAUUCAACAAAAUCAUCAUGCCUGCAAUAAUGAAGAUAUUUUAAACCAGAUUAAAACUUCUGUUCAUAAUUUAUAUGAAUUUAAAACUAAAUAUUUAAAUGAAUGGGCUGAUAAAUAUGGUGUGUUAAAUGAUUCAAUGUUUGAAUCAUGGAUGCAAAGUGAUACAAUCUGUUCAAUGAUCAGUGAAUCAUGUGAAUUAAUGAGUAGGAAAAGUGAAUUAGUCCAAUUGAAAUUUGAACAGACAAUAUCUAUGCUAAAAGCUCAUGAAUCAAUAUUCAUGCAUACAUCAGUAUCAGCUUUACAAAAAGCAGAGUUUUGUUAUCAAUAUGGUAAAGCCUUUAAUGCAAUUGACUCAGACUUGUAUGCAGGAAUUCUUCAUGAUACUGAAGAGAAAGAUGAUUUAACCUGUCAAGCAAUUCAAUGGCUGACUAAAGCGUUGAAAUUCAAUCCUCAGCAUACAGAUGCUUGGUGUGAAUUAGGCGAUUCAUGUUGGCGACAAGGUGAUCCUGUACAGGCUGCCAGUCAUUUUCGUCAAGCGUUAAAAAUUGAUGCUAAACACAUAGAAGCUCUUUGCCAGUUAUCAAUGGUAUUACGUCAACUACCUCCUCCUACUGCUCCUCCCAGUCGUCCUGUUACUAUUAACAAUGCAAGAACAACACCAGCAAAACAGGUUGAAUUGACUACAGACUCUUCUUCUGUUUUCAGUCAAUCUGUAGAACUAGCACAUUCAGCGGUUAGUCAACAACCGACAAAUGGUUUUGCAUGGUCUGUACUUGGCAAUGCAUUAUUAACUAUGUUUUUCAAAAAUUUCGGUUCCAUGACAACGCCUCAGCUGCAGUCAUCAUCAAAUAAACAAGCGCUAUCACAAACUGAUAAUAACAUCAGUUGUAAUAAUAAAGCUAUGAGUGGAUCAACAGUAACAAAGACUUCAACAACAACAUCAUCACCGUCUUCAUGUCAAGUUAUUAUGAAUAGAUGUCUGGCAGCGUAUUCACAAGCGGUUAAAGAUCGUUCAACCGCCUUAGAACCAAGUUUUCAUUAUAAUCGAGGUUUAGCUUGGCAUUAUCGGGAUAUGUUUGGCAAAACACUGACAUGUUGGCUUCAGGCUGUUUGUCUGGAUCCAGACUGGCCCGCACCACAAAAUUGUAUUAAACGUAUUAUUAAAUUUAUUCUAGAAUGGAAGACGUUCAUGCAACAGUUGUCUGAAAUUCAUUCCUGCACUGAUAGUUGUUCUAUGGAUAUGAAAUCGUCGGACCAACGACAACAACAACAACAACAACAAGAAAUCGAUGAAUUCAUUGUUCCCUUGAAUCCGCUUACUAAGCUAUUAACUGUAAACAAUAAGAAGAAUUCUGAUUGGUCAACUAAUAAUAAUGGCGACAAUCAAACUAUUAACCAAUCAUCAUCAAAUUAUGGUGAUGAUAAAUUAAUAAAUAAUAAUAAUAAUAAUAAUAAUAAGUUGACCUUGGAUAUCAAAGAUACAACUGCAUUGAAUCGUUUAUUGGGACCCUGUUGUCCGCAGAUUAACAGUGUGGUAGACCAACAUGAUGGCAAGGAGGAUGACAAGUCGGUGGCGGAUAUGAAACAGAAAGCCAGUGACAAAACCAGUAGCAACAACAAGAAGAAAAAGCGAUUAAAAUCUGCGAAACAUGCUAACAGUUCGUGUAAUACUUUGACUAAUUCUAGUGAACUUCGGCUGUUAACUUCUGUAAUUGACACCAGUCAGAUAAACGUUGGUCUGUUCAAAGAUUUACAGAUAGGUGUAAACAAGAAUACCGUGUGUGUUGGACGUGUUUAUGCUGAAUUGCCUGCUGAUACAGAUUUAGCAAAAAAUUUUCUUCUUGUUGACGCUUAUGGUAUGCCCUUCACUAUUCGAGUGUACAAUAUUGGAAAGGGUAAAGGACCAGUUCGUAAAGAUACCAUCGCUAUACCAAAUCCGUUUGUUGAAGAGAUAUUCAUUGAAGGCCUUAUCCUGCAUUCAUGUAUAACUGCUUUAUCAAAGUUGGAUAGUAAAUAUCUAUCUGAGGAUAUAAUCAGCAAACUGGCAAAUCUUAACAAAGACACUGACACCACCAUUGAAAGUGAUAAUUUGAAAGAAUUUGAUUCCACUUCACUACCGCCUUCUCAUCUUUCAUCAUCAAAUAGUACUGCUGAUAUCCACAUUCGCCUUAUACGUAUUCCACUUCCAGAUCUUCUUGUAGUUAAUGGUCAGCCUGUUGGCUCCAGUUGGACUAGUGCACCAGUUUUUAAAACUGUAUUCUUUACUGGAAAUUGAAUAUAUAUAUUUUGCAUACAUAUGUAGUUGGUUAUGCGUGCUUUUUUUUAAGCGUAAAAGUACUAACUACUUUAUUAUUUGUAAGUAAACAAAAUAUUUUUAGUGAUAAAACCUUGCUAUUGUCAAUUCUGAAUCUACUGACAAAUGUAUAAAAAAAAAUAACUCUGAUU
Messenger RNA from Trichobilharzia regenti, 2520 nucleotides. Lineage: Eukaryota; Metazoa; Platyhelminthes; Trematoda; Strigeidida; Schistosomatidae. The record is from the annotation of a GenBank genome assembly.